AGAAGCAACAGUCUCAUCAUGGUUGCGCAGACUCACUGGAUGCUGCUUCUCUACUUUCUGCUCCAGCUUCAGGGACCCCUAGGGACUGUAGUUUUUGUAACCCAGGAGGAAGCACAUGGUGUCCUACACAGACAAAGGCGUGCCAACUGGCUCCUGGAGGAACUUUGGCCCGGCUCCCUGGAGAGAGAGUGCAAUGAAGAGCAGUGCUCCUUUGAGGAGGCCCAAGAGAUCUUCAAGAGCCCUGAGAGGGCCAAGCAGUUCUGGACUGUUUACAGUGAUGGGGACCAGUGUGCCUCGAAUCCAUGUCAGAACGGGGGUACCUGCCAGGAUCAUCUCAAGUCUUACGUCUGCUUCUGCCUCCUAGACUUUGAGGGUCGGAACUGCGAGAAAAACAAGACUCAGCAGCUGAUCUGUGUAAAUGAAAACGGUGACUGUGACCAGUACUGCACAGACCACGUAGGGACCAAGCGUACCUGCAGCUGUCACGAGGGCUACGAGCUUCAGCCUGAUGAGGUGUCCUGCAAACCAAAAGUUGAGUACCCAUGUGGGAGAAUACCUGUCAUAGAGAAAAGAAACUCCAGCAGCCGCCAAGGCCGGAUUGUAGGAGGCUAUGUGUGCCCCAAAGGGGAGUGUCCGUGGCAGGCUGUGCUGAAAAUCAAUGGGUUAUUGCUGUGUGGGGCCGUCCUGCUGGACACCAGAUGGAUAGUGACCGCAGCCCACUGCUUUGAUAAUAUCCGGAACUGGGUAAACAUCACAGUGGUGAUGGGUGAACAUGACUUCAGUGAAAAUGAUGGAACGGAGCAAAUACGGCGGGUAGUACAGGUCUUCAUGCCCGACAAGUACAUCCGAGGCAAGAUCGACCAUGACAUUGCCCUGCUCCGCCUUCACCGGCCUGUGACCUUCACUGACUAUGUGGUACCCCUGUGUCUGCCUGAAAGGGCCUUCUCCGAGAACACACUAGCCAGAAUCAGCUUGUCGAUGGUCAGUGGCUGGGGCCGGCUACUGAACCAAGGUGCCACAGCCGUGGAGCUCAUGUUUAUCGAGGUGCCCCGGCUGUUGACUCAGGAUUGCUUGGAGCAUUCCAAGCACACUCCUAAUACCCCCAAAAUCACAGACAACAUGUUCUGCGCUGGCUACAUGGACGGUACCAAGGACGCCUGCAAGGGUGACAGCGGUGGCCCACACGCCACACGCUACCGUGGCACAUGGUAUCUGACAGGUGUGGUCAGCUGGGGGGAGGGCUGUGCAGCUACUGGCCAUGUUGGGGUGUACACCAGGGUCUCCCAGUACACAGACUGGCUGGUCAGACUCAUGGACUCCAAGCUGCAGGUUGGGAUUUUUCGAGUCCCACUGUAGCUCCUUGGACAGCCCAACCCAUCCCAAGAAGGAAGCUUCAGCUUGUGGUGCUGUUUUGUAUCAAAUUCUAUUGACUUUCCUGCUAUCCUUUGGGUGAGGGAGAACGAGAUAAAGAGAGAGUGAAGAAAGCAGAGGAGGAGGGAAAUGAGAGAGGCUGGGAGAGGGGAAACAAAGCAGGGGUGGGAAGAAGUCUGAGUCAGAGAGUAACAAAGACAUUCAGAGGGGCUGAGCAGUGCAGUCACAGACAGGCAGCCAAAGGGGCAGGGUGUCCCUGAGGGAGCAAGACUCAGACCUUGCUCUGUCUCCCCUCAGCUGCCUCCUGUCUGCAUGUGUUCAGUCUGCAGUGCUGCACAGUCAGUGUGCACCUGUGCACAUAGGACACGUGAAUGUGCACGCAUGCGUGUGCAUGUGUGUGCACUCAAGUUGCAUGCAUCAUUUGCACUGCUGUUCCCUUUUGUUUCGUGUGAGCACCCCAUCUUUGUCUCAAUUAAAUGAGAAAUGUCGUC
Arvicanthis niloticus (Nile rat) is the source of this 1862-nucleotide messenger RNA. It is a transcript of the gene F7, whose product is annotated as coagulation factor VII. Lineage: Eukaryota; Metazoa; Chordata; Mammalia; Rodentia; Muridae. Gene Ontology annotation, cellular component: extracellular region. Gene Ontology annotation, molecular function: calcium ion binding; serine-type endopeptidase activity. The record is from RefSeq and is a predicted model, not a curated record. Gene Ontology annotation, biological process: proteolysis; blood coagulation.